AUGUCGACUGACCAGUUUUCUCAAGCAGUGAGUGGAGCUAACACUCCACGAUUCAAUCCAUUCUCAACAGUUUCCACGCCGUUGUUCGAACUUAGUAUUCCUGGCCGCCUUACGUUAGAAAAAGUUUAUCUAAAUGGUCUUCAUGCACUAAGACGGUUUGAAAUUCGCAACGUAUCACAAUCUACAAUAUUAGUGAAAUUGCGUUCUAAUCUUGGUUCACAAGUCGCGUUUCAACUUAAAAAUGAAAAUCUUCCCGACAUAGAUUCUCAAAAAGCAGAUUUACUAACUUCGUCUGAGCUUAAUUCGGAAGAAGAACAGAAUACAUUAUUUAAUGUUUCAUUAGAUAACUCGUUAAUUAAUAUUGCAACGAAUACUGUUGCAGCAGCUGCAGUUAGUGCUUUUAGUGACAAUGUCAAUGGUCAUGAAUUCAAUCAACUUUUCAAUUCCGUGAAUCAUAUAGACGAAAUAAUCAUUCCUCAGGGAAGUUCACGAAAGGUAAUUUUGGUCUUUCUGCCAGAUGCUCAUCAUAAAAGCCGUAGAUCUGAGGAAGAUCAAAAUAUGCCUUCUUCAACAAAUGAUAUUAUCGGGAUAUCUGGUACAGGAAUUUCCGACGAGAACGAUGAAACAAGGAUAAAUAAUAAUGUUUUCACACAGUCGUCUGAUGAAGAUGAAACUCAUGAUUUCUUUGAAGUCAAUGGACUAUUGUUUUUUUUUGCCUAUAUUAUCGACAAGCAAGAGGAUGUUGAAGACAUGGAAAUGUCAAAUAUCGGAUUUUCUAAUACAAUCUCUUACAGUACUAACUCUUUGGCCUUAACAAAUGAAACUGAUCAAGUCAUAUCUCCUCGUGAUAUCGAAUCGAUAAGUAACUCUUCUAAAGCAGAUUAUCAGAUUACUGUUAAGUUUCGUUCUAAAGUUUGUCGUUCAGUAUUAUGGACCGAUGUUGGAGAAACUGGAAUUAAUUUUGAUGACUGUGUAAACGGUGGUACUUAUUUCAAGGAUUUUACUAUAUGGAAUCGUUCCGAAAUUGAGCUAUAUUGGUUUUUAAAUACGGUAGAUCUAUCGAAUUCUGAGCGUGAAGACUGGUUAAAAUUUACAGACUAUGAUACUGGUGAAUUACUAGAUGAUAAGCCAAUACCAAGCUAUUCUCAUAGAAGAAUUAGAGUCACAUUUAAACCUCGAGAAAUAGGAGAAUUCAAUUAUGACUUACAGAUUGAGAAUGCAAAUGAUUCUUCCAAUAUUUUGCAAAGCAGAAUACAUGCAGUUGUGAGAUCAGUUUUAAGAGAGGAGUCAUUAGUUGUUAGUAGUGGUAACAUUUUGGACUUUGGUGAUUGCUGUGCAGGAGUAUGGAGUAAACAACAGUUGAUUUUAAAGAAUGUUAGCGAAGUACCAUUAGAAAUUCAUUUUUCUGCAGAAAGUGCGGAGGUUUUGUUCUAUUUGAAAACAGACAAUUUGAUAGAACAUAGUAAAAUAGAUCUAAAAGAUAACGAUGACCAAACAGAAGACAUGACUUCCUUGCAUCAUCACUUUAAGGAUGCUGCAAAUAUUACGGGUGUUACAACAACCACUAGUAAUACUCCUAUUAACACGAGCUCUAUGGGCAGCGAAGUUAGUUCGAGACCAUCAUCUCCUCAUGAAACCGAUGGAUUAGCAUCCUCUGUAGAAGGACUAACUUAUACAAAUGAAUCAGAAGCAUCAAAAAUGUCAAGUGGACAUCACUUCAAUAAUAUCACAGAUUCAGACGUAGAUAGUGUCAUGAUUAAAGAUACCAUAGAGAAAGGAAAUUUAGAACAGGAGACUUCAGAUAAUAUAGCUCAAAUUGAAGAGGUGGUUUUUGGACCUGGAAGAGAAAAAACGGUUCAAGUUUCAUAUCGUCCAGAAAAAGAUUCAUCCGCUAAUAAUUUUAAAGCUGGACGGUUAACGCGAAGAACCUUUCGUAUUAUUUUACAAUAUGCACCUAUCAAUUCAAGUUCGGCAAAUAUAAGAUUAGAUGGAUAUGAACGCAAAAUUAUUCAAUGUAAAGCUAGGAGCUGUACUUCCUUUAUUGAAGUGAAUCCUAAAGAAGUGAAUUUUGGAGAUACAGAUGUUGGUACUCCUAAAUCUGUUCCUGUUAAAAUCAUUAACUUAUCUGAAUUAGCAGCUCGGGUAGAAUUGCAGUUUGUUUCAAAAGUGCUAAAUUGCACUCGGGAUGAAAUUGUUAUUCCGCCGAAACUAUCAACUGAAGUCAAACUCGAUAUGUACCCAAGAAAGGUUAACGUUGAUUAUCGAAAGCAAAUUACCGUUAUCAAUUUACAAAAUCGCGAUAACGAUCAAAUCUUAGAAGUUAGAAGUACAAAUAUAGACAAGAAACGGGUUACUUUUCAUUCCCUGUUUUAUCGAAUUUUGACUUCCACUGGUGGUAAUUUUAUUGAUUUCGGGCCUACUGUGAUAAAUUCUCCAAGCGUUCGAACAUUCACAAUUCAUAAUAUUAGUGCAAAGAAUUUGGUUCUUGAAAUAACUUCUUUAUUACCCGAGAUAGUCAUGUAUCAAAAGCUCAUAAAACGCGGUGAUUCGACCAAUUCCAGAGACCUUCGCUUGAUUACACAAAAUGAUGCAGUUUAUAACAUUGCUGAUAAUGGAGAGAUUGAACAGAAUAAUUCUUCUAAACUUGAAAGGCGUGAAAAACUUUUAGAGUCUAUUGGAAAUAAGAGAAUAUUAAAAAAACAACCUUCUAACAUUGACAUUACUAAAGCGAAUUUAAAUGCUAGUGGGAAGAUUCAAACUAGUUUAUCACAUAGCUCACAUACAUCACUUGAUUGCGCAUUAUCAGAUUCUUCUUUAUCAGGCGCAGCUUAUCUUGAUUUAGCAAGUUCUUCAAUCUUGCGAUCCCCUCGGAGACGACCGUUAAAGGUUUCACCUGGGCUUGGCAAGAGUCCUACAAUUGAAAAGUUAAAGAAUAUCCCAAUUAAUUUGAACGACAAUAAGAUGAAUGAUAUGUCUCAAGAAAAAUUGCAAAAAAGAGAUUUUGAAAAUCAAAAUGACGCUUCGAUAAAUAUUUCCUCAGGAAAUAGUCGGACAGUUAAUAUAAAUGAAGAAGAAACAUUAUCAAAUAUGCCGAUAGAAUCACUAAUUGCUAUACUAGAAAAAAAUAAUGGUACUUCCCCACCAUUAUUUCCGAAUACUUCUAUUGAAGCAGCUUAUGUUCAUAAACGAAUGACUCUUUUACGUGAAUUACAGAAUCGUAUAAGAGAUAAUCAGAUUGUUCCUAUUAAAAUGAUAGAAAUUCCGCCUAACGUGGAAAGUCAGAUAAUAGUAGUCUUCACCCCAAAGAGACAAUUAAGACCAACAAUUCAAGGAUCUCCCAAAAAAUAUGAUGCUAAGAUCUUCAUUCGUCUUAUCGAUUUUGACAGAGAAAUUCAACAGCCACAAUUUGAUGUUUUGUUACGAGGUGAUCAAAGUCAAAUUCCUGUUAGAGAACUUAUGGUUAAUACGACUAUGUGUAGUUCAAUUAUGUAUUUAGGUCAAAAGAAUAUUAAUUUUGGAAAUAUGGAUAAAAACGAGCGAAGAAGUAAAAAAAUCCCCAUACAAAAUCGAAGUGAAGUUCCCUUAUUAUAUAACAUCCGAAAAUCGGGAUCAUUUUCUUCAGAUUGCAUCGUGUUUUAUACCGGGCGUAUGGGAGUUGUUCGUGGGUAUGGUAAAAAAGUAGUAGAAUUCACAUUUAAUCCAAGUCUUCCCGGACAAUUUCAUGAAAAGUUAGUAAUCGAGAAUAUCCAAGAUCGAGAUAAUGAUCAGGUGCUUUCGGUUAAGGCUAAUAUAAAGAAAUCACCCAAUUUUUUUAUCAAUUCAUUGAAUAUGAAUUUUGGAGCUUGUUUCAUUAAUGAAAAUGCAUUGCAAGAUCAGCACUUCACGAUUACCAAUAUAAACAAACUAUCUCGUAUUACGUUAGAGGUUCGCGUUGAUCCACAAGAUCUUAAAUUUGAAUGGUGCAGCGGUGAACUAAAUUUUGCACUUCAGGAAGACAAUGAUGGAUCUUUAGUAAACAGUGGACUUCUUAGCGAAGAGGCGGAAGAAGAAAUUGAAAACCUUGAACAGAAAGUAAAAAUUGCAAGACGUAAAGGACAAGAAGAAAAGGUGAAAAAAAUAGAGAAAAAGUUGGCAAGGUUACGACGAGGUGAACCAAUAAAGGAAGAUACUUCAUUGGAAAAUAAUAACGAGGAUGAAAGGUCAGAUAUUCUUAGUGAUGGACAACAAACUCCAGUUCCUAAAUACAAAAAAACACAAACAUCAAUCAUAUUUACUAUGGAACCUCGUACAUCAAAAACAAUUUAUAUUUAUUUUAAAGCUAACACGAUAAACAUUGAUUCGCUCCAACUGGAGGAAGGAAAGAUACUUCAAAGGCCCUCUCAAGAAACGAUUACUAGUCAAAUUUUUGUUCAUGAACAUAGAAACACGGAUGCAAUGAAAACUGUCGUUUUUAAAGCUACAGUUUAUUAUGAUCAUUCUAGUUAUACAAAAGCAUUUUCAGAUGAGACAUCUAAUAAUAUUGAAAAUAAGUCAGAAUCAAGUUUAACAAGUUUUGCAUCAAUUAAAGAACUUUCUCCACAUGUAGAUUCAGUCGAACACGUGGAGACUUUAUGUGAAACCGACCAUUUGAUUUUGGAACCAACGAUAUUAGAUAUAGGGAGACUCGAAGUCAAUCAGAAUCAUAACUAUUACUUUAAAUUGUUAAAUCGAAGCAAUCGCCCGUUAAAUUAUGAAAUUGUUGUUUCAGAAGAGGAAGAAGGAUUUUUCCAGAUUAGCCAAAAAUAUGGAACAUUAUCACCUCAAGAAACUCGUCGCAUAGAUUUUUCAGUUGUUGCCACAGUAGUUGGAAGACAAUCUCACAAAUUAUUAGUACGAAAUAGUUCGACAAAAGUGGAAUGCAUUUUCACUCUUCAUGGAUAUGUACAUUAUUCCCAGUAUUUACGAUUUCCAUCGCUUGGUGAUGAUGGGCAAUCUGAAUUAAAUUUAGGUUAUUGCUACGUUGAUCCUGGACGAAAAUUUUCGCAAGUAGCACCUCUAACCGUAGAAAAUAUUUCCGAUGAUGAUGUUUAUAUUACUGCUCAAAGUAAUUUAUCAUUACAAGUAUCCGUUUUUCUUGACGAAGAUGGAACAUGUGGACAAGUAUCCAAAACUCUAUUAAAAAAGAAAUCGAAGACCACUGUUUGGGUUGCUUUACAUCCAAAUUUAUUAAGUGUUGUUCCUACAGCAAGAAGAAAUGCUAAUACAGGAACAGCAGCUGGGAGUUCAGUAAGUGGAACAAACAAUACAGACCGAAAUGCGAUUGCCAAUGGUGAAUGUCGCGAGUUAAUUGGUGGUAUUAAAUUUUCCGUACAAGUAAAAGAAAGCACGUAUUCAUCAUCUGCGCAAGAAACCAAUGAGAUGGAAUUAAUAGAAGCCAUUACCCAAACUGUCAAGUUCACUUCUUUAAUAGGCCGAUCUAUAUUAUCGGUAUCAGAUAAGCUAAUAUCACUUGGGUCCACUGCGUCUAUUGAUGAGACAUUCCAUGGUUCUUUUACCAUUCGUAACAUGUCUAGUCGUUUACCACUAGAUUACGAAGUCAAGUGUCCUAGCGGAAAUAUUAUAUUAGAUCGUACGUAUGGAACUUUGGACGGGUGGGAAUGUAAAUUCAGUCAACGUGAAACUCUCAGUCAGAAAGUUGUUCCUGAUGGUACUGAUAUUUUCCCACGUGAGAGUGAGUCUGAUGAUAAAUCAAUUGCCUUAAUUAAUUUUAAAUUCAUCACAUCAAAAUAUGGAUUAUUUAGAGAUAAAAUUAUUGUUACCAACAAAAAUAAUACGAGUCAGGUUGUUGAAGUAGAAGUUCGUCUAUUCGUUGAUAAUAAUACUCUCGGAUUUUCGGCUACAUCAACAAUUGUUGAAAACAUAAAUGAUCCUAAUAAAUUGCCUUUACUUUCAUGGGAAAAUAUCUCCACAACAGUCAUUAAACCAGAUCCAAAAGCGCAAAAUUCUACCUUAGAAUGUAGUGAAAACAUAUUGGAUCUCAAAGCUGUUAUUCAAAAAGGGUAUCAAGCAACAGCGGUUCCGUUAUAUGAAGUUUGUAUCGAGAUAUGUAAUAAAUCGUCAACUCAAAUUAGCGUUAGACCAUUAAGUGAUUUAGAUAUUAAGAUUAGAUGGGGACCCUUUACAGGUACAAACAUUAUUGAAAGCUAUGAUAAAGAAUCAAAUGUAAUCGAUCUGUUUCAUGAAUGUGGACCUAUAAUUGAAUUGAAUUCUGGUUCCAAAGCACAUCUUUAUGUAAGUUGUCCUCAACCUAAUUCUUUAACUAAUGAAGAACUAAAAUUAAUUGAAGAUGGUAAAAAAGUGAACGUCCAAGGUGUGCUGCUCCUAUAUGACAUCGUACAAGAGCUUACAUUAAAAUUGGUAAAUUUAAAUGCCAAUUUCUGUGUCCCAAAGGGCGAAUUAAGCACGGCAAUGAUAAAUCUUGGAAAGAUAAGACACUCUAAUUCUUCGAUAUUUCAAUUCACUUUACGUAAUUUAUCUGAAAUUCCUUUACAUUAUGAAUUACAAAGUCCCGAUUGUAUUGAAAUAUUAGGGAUAAAUGAUGAUGGGUCAAAGGCGCAGAAUAAAGGAGUUAUUGCUUUGAAACGUACAGUAGAACCACUCGUUGAUCAGAUAAUAACAGCAGUUCUGAAGCCUCGUAGAAUUGAAAAUUUUUCUGCUGGGGAAAGAACAUUUUCCGUCAAUGUUCUAAACAUGUAUAAUCCUUACAAUAAAAUGACCUUGGAUAUACAAGCUACGCUCACUUUAUUUGAACUUAAAUUUGAUCGCUUAAUUCAGGGUGAACUUGUAUUGCCUACUCUUUAUCAUCCUAUUCCUCGAUCUGAUUUUCCUUACGACGCGUGGUUCACAAUUCAUAAUAUAAGCGAAAGGGAUAUUCGUUUCGAAAUUGGAGUGGAACUCUCACCUUAUAUUUCUAAUUUUAUCAAAAUUGACGUACUCUCGAGGUUUUCGAAUUCACCAUUAGUUGGAAGUGUUUCUAUUAGCGCUCACGGUUCAAUUGAAGUUAGAGUUUGUGCAUUUCCAAUUGAAACCAGCCGUUUACCUCAAGAAUCUUCAUACAUAAACUCUGAUGGUUUUACCUUUGGAAAGCUUUGUGUAGCCACAAAACAAAAUAAUGAAGAUGAUACAGUGGCUGAGAUUAUACCGAUACGUGGUUUUAUUAAAGAAUCUCCCACCUUUUCUGUUUCAACUAAGAAGAUACGUUUUAAGACGGAAUUAUAUUCUUCCGAUAGUGAAAUUACUAACGAUGAUAUUAGUAAAUAUCCGCUUAUUCAAAGAAAUAAAAUACAUGCUCCGAAUAAAACUGAAGAGAUAAAACCACCUGAUGAUUCUGAAGAUAUCUUGCCACAGAGAGAAUAUUUAAUAAUAACAAAUUUAUCAAAAAAAAUUUCAUUGUCUUUUAAAGUAAUAAUAGAGGGACCAAUGGAACUUUCAGCUAAAGAGGUUAUCGAUGUUUCCCCAUUAGAAGGAACUAUUGAACCUGGGAAAACGUUCAGUUUAAAAAUUGAACUCGUAGAUUCUACGAUAGCAGUUUCGGAAGACAUUAAGAUUCGUAUUAGAGAUAUUAAUUCUUUAUCUAACGAUCACGACAAGAUUGUUCUUGUCGGUAUUGAAUCUGUUACUCGCGAAUCUCGUAAAAAAACCAGAAUUGAAGAAAUUCCUGAUUCAGUGUCCGAAGAAGCUGCGGAACCUCGUUUUCACUUAUUUAAAUCUACUCAAAUGGGACACUUGUCAGGUUCACAAGAAAAACCUUAUUCUUAUCAAGAUAUUUCCCCCGAUUUUCCUUUCAUAACUUUACGUGGAUGCAAAAGAAUUGGUGAAGCCACAGAUGUUGGUGGUCGUUAUGAGCUUGAUUUAGGACAACAAGAUAUUGGUUUGACUUCUAUAGUAAAGAAACUGACUCUUGAAAAUACCACAUCAAAACGUAUCUCAUAUGAAAUUAAAACUGUUUCAGCUAUUGAUAAGAGCUGGCUAAAUAUAAGUCGAACUGAAGGUACUUUAGAAGCAUUAGCUGAUGAACAUCAUCGUCAAUAUACUGAUGUUCAUGCGAUAACUUUAAGUUUUUCAACGAGUACUCGUAACGUUUAUUCGACAUAUCUAAUUAUUAAAAAUUUGGAUAAUCCUUCAGACAUCAAGACUAUCAGAGUUGUUGCUAGACAAAAUUUAAAAAGAGGCACAAAUAUUUCAUUAACUAACAAUCAUGUUUUUGAUAUUUACGUAAAUGGCGUGGACAAUAACCAAAAAUGUGUAGAAAUGUCUAAUUUAUUUUAUGGUUCUGAAUAUACUGCCCGUAGCAUGGUUAUAUAUAAUAGGGAAACUGUACCCUUAGAAUUUACGUUUCAAACAAAUAUUGAUCAUGAUGAUCCAACAGAAAUACUAUUUUCUACUUCAAGAAUGUCGGCUAAAUUAUUUAAAACACUUACCAUUGAACCAGAAAGCAAUGUUCGAGUUUAUAUACGAUCAAGACCUCUACCUUCCCGAGAAAUACAAAAGCUUCUUGAUAGUGGUAAUCAAAGAGAUCCGGAUUUAGUAGAAACGAAAAUUAUUGAAAUCUAUGUGAACUGUAGGCUUGUCAAAGAUUAUCAGCAGACUGUAAUACUUAAAGCAGAAUGCAGGAUGCCAUCUUUACAGGUUAAUUAUAAUGAAAUGGAAGCUUUAAUGGGCAAAAUAUGUCGUAAUAAGGAUGAUGAUGAAUGGAAUUUCCAGUUUAAUCCAGAAUUUCGCGAAAUAAGGAUCAAUAAUUUACUCGAUAAACCUUUAGAAUAUGAAAUUGUUAAUGACACAAUGUAUUUCAAUUUGGAAUUUUCCAGUGAUGUCAAAGAAAUAGCUCCCAAAGCGUUUCAUAAUAUUUUGGUACGACCUAAUUUAAAAUCUUUGACUAAGCACGCUGAAAGCGUUCGAAGAGAAAAAUAUAUACAAGAAAUUGUAACAGUAUAUAAUAGGAACCGUCCUUCUGAAAAUUAUUGGAUUUCUUUAAGAAUGAGUUUUGGUUAUAUCUCAAAAUUUCAGUUUGCGUCUGGUUAUAAAUCAUCAUAUACCUACAGCGUACUCGAAAAUCAUACUGUUCGCUUCCUAAGUAAUUUUAACAGUAAUGCACAACUCUUUGAUUUAGUUGAGGAUAAUGAAGACAAAAAGAAAAUAACUGAUCUUGAGAUUCAAUAUUUAUACAUCGUCGAUCAACUAGUAUAUUAUGCAACGAUCAAAAGUGGUGAAAAUUGGUUCCAAUUAGCUAGUUUACUAUUUGGAACUGUUUUAGAGAACAAAAUAUUUCAAAAAUAUCGACCAUCUUAUCUUAAACAUUCUGAUCUGACAAAGAACGAAGAAAGAGUAUGGUCACCUAUAUUAGCAAAAUGGGUUUCUCCUUUGAAUUAUUUUAUUUCAUUUUUCCCUUAUAGAAACCCUAUACUCGAAAAUCUUAGAGAACUUCAUAAAAACUUAAUCAUUUCUUAA
Messenger RNA from Rhizophagus irregularis DAOM 181602=DAOM 197198, 9486 nucleotides. The record is from RefSeq and is a predicted model, not a curated record. Lineage: Eukaryota; Fungi; Glomeromycota; Glomeromycetes; Glomerales; Glomeraceae.